AUGAUCUCACCUACCGCGGAGGAUUAUUUCCUCACAAACCAGCCGAGCACGUCCUCGGGACCACUCGUUCCAGAGAAUGUUAGUGUCGCCCCUGGACCAUCUGACGUCGGAAUCGACUACCGAACAACGUUCACAGAUGGGCGAACACCGGUGAUGAUAUCAUCAAAACAUCUCAAAAACCAUCCACUACAUGUACCAACUGGAACUUCUGAAGUACUGACCUUUUAUCCAACAAUGGAGGAAUUCAAAGAUUUCAAACAAUACAUCAAAAAAAUUGAAUAUCAUGGAGCACAUUUGAAAGGCGGUGUUGCAAAAAUUGUGGCUCCAGAGGGAUGGACACCACGGCCUUCGAAAAGCUGUUUCUCCGACGUUAAAAGUUACGAAAUCAAUCAACCUGUGAGGGAAACGAUAGAAAUUACGGAAAAACCAGGAACUUAUUUCAAAAGGAACGAGACGUCACAUCGUAAAAUGAAGGCAGGGGAAUUCGAGAAAUUAGCAAAAUCUGCAAAGUUCCGGAACCCAAAACCAAACCUCACAGGAAUCGACAUCGAGAAAUAUUAUUUCGAAAACAUACUUGAAGGUACACCAAUAUACGGUGCUGAUACUGAAGGAAGUUUCUAUGAUGAAGGAAUAGAAGAGUUCAACAUGAACCAUCUUGGAACUGUUCUAGACGAUGCGAACAGCAAAAUAAAAGGAGUGAAUACUGUCUAUUUGUAUUUUGGAAUGUACAAAACAACGUUUCCAUGGCAUGCCGAAGAUAUGGACUUGUACUCGAUCAAUUUCCUUCAUUUUGGAGCUCCGAAAUACUGGUUUUCCAUCAGUUCAGAGCAUGCUGAUCGGUUUGAACGAUUCAUGAGCCAACAGUUUUCGGAUCAAGAUGGAAAGGCACCAAAGUGCAAAGCUUUCCUUCGUCAUAAAACAUUCAUAGUGACUCCGGAACUCUUGCGAGCAGCCAAAAUACCGUAUGCUACAAUGAUUCAACGCCCCAACGAGUUCAUAAUAACUUUUCCACGUGGCUACCAUAUGGGAUUCAAUCUGGAUUAUAACCUGGCCGAGUCCACGAAUUUCGCUACCGACAGAUGGAUCGACUAUGGAAAAGACGCAGUUCUGUGCGAAUGCAAUAAAUCAUCUGUAAAAAUUGAUAUGCACUGCUUCAUGAGUCAGUAUCGACAACAUGAAGUCAUCCCUUGGGUGGAUUAUUGGUAUUGCCCCAAAGACGAUAAGAAAGGAGUUGCAAAGAAGAGAAAAGCGCAGGAAAAUCGAAGUCCUGCGAAAAGAUCCAGAUUGGGAGUGUCUUCUUGCUCGGAUAGUUUGGAAUCCGUGGCAGAGGUGUCUUCCUUCAUGCGAUCUCUACCUGGUUACACAAUGGAUCGAGUCGAGUUCAGACCUGACUAUGAUGAACUGCUCAAGCUACAAAAUAAAAAAGUGUCCUUUGAACUCCGAUCCAAUAAUCGUGUGAAUUUUUUCUUGGAACGUAGAUACAACGAGCUCAGGAGUGUUGAAUGGCCGCACUGUUCAGUUUGUCAAUAUUUCCAACCGAUUCAUAUGACGACAAGAAAUGCCGAGCUUCCUGUUAUGUCUCGCCGGUUGAUACCUUCGUCAGUUUUUUCAAAAACACCCGAGCUUACCGAUCCGGAAAAAGAAGAAACAGAUCGAUUGCUAACAUGCUCAAAUUGCAAUGUUACAGUACACUCGAAAUGCUGCUCGGGAGAUCACCCAAAUGAAAAUGAGCAAUGGAGAUGCCUUCGCUGUAGGAAUCACACAGAUGUCGAAAUUAGAUUGGCAUCCUGUCAGCUUUGUCAGUAUCGAGGAGGAGCUCUCAUUCCGUGUCAAAUCGGAAAAGAUUCCACAUGGGCGCAUGUGGAGUGUGCACUUUUCAACAGACGAACUGUAUUUGAUCGUCCUAUCGGUCCAACCGCUUGCUUUGUUGAACCAAGUCCACGUCAACACUCUAUAACUGCUUCUAUGCCAAACAUCGAUGAAGAAUACCGAAACGAAUAUGGAGACCUGUAUGAGCACUCUCGAUGGAAUUGCGUCGUAUGCAAACGGAUUGGCGAAGGUCUUGUUCCAUGUGUGCAUUGCCAUGAGGAGGUUGAAAACACGGCGAUUGCUCCAAUAGUGGCACAUGUUACAUGUGCUCGUCGAGUUGGAUUCGUUUGCGAAUUACGAGACUUUCCACGAGGAGUCGUCAUGAUUUGUGGGAAUCACAAGGACUCUUUCCGCGAAUCCAAACCAGAGACUCCCGUAGUAAAAGUGAACAUAGGUGGUCAAGUGUUCUAUGAAGAUAAGCAAUCAGCUUCUGACCGCAAAGUUUAUGUACCCGGCACGAUUAUCACAGCAGAAAGUAAAAAUACUGUUGUGGUCGACUUUUGGGACAACAGUUGCAGUCGAGAUGUCCUCGCUGAAGAUAUCAAAUCGUGUGAGUGCUUGCACUGUGAGAAUGGAGCGCAUCAGUAUGGAUCUAGAGUCAACGUUCUAUGGGACGACGGAACAGUGUACGCCUGCUACUUCCGAGGCAAGAGCCACGUGAUGGAAUAUACGAUUGAUCUCGGAAACGACCGCCAAGUAAAAUGCUCUCGAGACAAAAUAAAAACCAAGAGAGAGUUGAAUAACUUUAUGAACAACCGCUUUAUUGUACCCGCCUAA
Messenger RNA from Caenorhabditis briggsae, 2646 nucleotides. RefSeq names its product Protein CBR-JMJD-2 (gene Cbr-jmjd-2). The record is from RefSeq and is a predicted model, not a curated record. The coding region runs from base 1 to 2646 and encodes 881 amino acids. NCBI's taxonomy places the organism in Eukaryota, Metazoa, Nematoda, Chromadorea, Rhabditida, Rhabditidae. Gene Ontology annotation, molecular function: histone H3K36 demethylase activity; histone H3K9 demethylase activity. Gene Ontology annotation, biological process: chromatin remodeling. Gene Ontology annotation, cellular component: nucleus. The transcript is spliced from 6 exons.